This is a messenger RNA of Perca flavescens (yellow perch), 2315 nucleotides long. RefSeq names its product pseudouridine-metabolizing bifunctional protein C1861.05. The transcript has 19 exons. NCBI's taxonomy places the organism in Eukaryota, Metazoa, Chordata, Actinopteri, Perciformes, Percidae. The record is from RefSeq and is a predicted model, not a curated record. The coding region runs from base 100 to 2193 and encodes 697 amino acids. Gene Ontology annotation, cellular component: cytoplasm. Gene Ontology annotation, molecular function: pseudouridylate synthase activity; hydrolase activity, acting on glycosyl bonds; kinase activity.
UGGAGUGACAGAGAACACACUGCAGGGUGUGAUGCAACUGGGUAGCCUAUUUGUUUGGUACUUAAAGAAGCUGAGGGUUUCCCUCAAAAUCUGAACAGAAUGAGGAUGCUAAAGAGAGCCUCUGCACUCAUCCUGAGACGAGGGAUCACAACUUAUCAGAGCAGAUUGUGCAAAAAUGACAGCCUCUUCAGAGUUCAUCCAUCUGUAUCUCAGGCGCUGGCAGAAAACAAACCAGUGGUGGCACUUGAGAGUACUAUUAUCACACAUGGCAUGCCCUAUCCACACAACCUGAGCACAGCGAAGGAGGUGGAAGCAAUAGUGAGAGCUGAAGGAGCCACCCCAGCCACGGUCGGAGUGAUCAAGGGUGAAGUCCAUGUUGGUCUGUCCUCAGAGGUGCUCGACCACCUCGCCCGCUGCAAGAGCUCCCUGAAGGUGUCCCGUCGUGAUCUGCCCUACGUCAUCAGCAAAGGGCUCUCUGGGGGAACAACAGUGUCAGCCACUAUGAUAGCAGCACACCGAGCUGGCAUCCCUGUGUUUGUCACAGGGGGCAUCGGAGGAGUUCACAGAGACGGAGAGAACAGUCUGGACAUCAGUGCAGAUCUGACCGAGCUCGGCAGGACUCCCAUUGCAGUGGUCUCUGCUGGUGUGAAGUCUAUUCUGGACAUUGGUCGGACCCUGGAGUUCCUUGAGACACAGGGUGUCUGUGUAGCCACUUAUGGAGCGUCGAAGAAUUUCCCAGCCUUCUUCGCUCCACGAAGUGGAUUCACUUCUCCAUACCAAGUCUGCAAUCCUGAGGAAGCUGCAGAACUCAUUGCAAGCACUCUGUCACUGGGUCUCCAAAGUGGUGUACUGUUAGCGGUCCCCAUCGCAGAGGAGCAUGCAGCAACCGGUCAGCAGAUAGAGGAAGCCAUACAGGCAGCGGUAACGGAGGCAAGUGCUAAAGGAAUAACAGGAAGAGACGUGACGCCAUUCAUUCUUCAAAAGGUCAAUGAGCUGACUGAAGGAAAGUCCCUUCAGGCCAACAUUGCUCUCAUUCAUAACAAUGCUAAAGUUGGCAGUCAGAUAGCAUGUGCACUGUCAAAACAAAUGACUGAAAGAAAGUUAAAAACAAAGACUCAUCAUCAUGGAAAACACUCAGAAUCAGAUAUUGUUGUCAUCGGAGGAAUAAAUGUUGAUUUUAUUGCUAAAGGGAAGACAAAAACACUUCAUUUUGGACAGACCAACCCAGGAAGUGUCUGUCAGUCAUUUGGUGGUGUAGGACGGAACAUUGCUGACUCUCUGAGUCGAUUAGGCAUUAGCCUCCUGUUAAUCUCAGCUACUGGAGCUGAUUCACACAGCGAAGCAGUGUUGAACUAUUGUAAACAUAUGAACACAAGUGGUGUGGCCAGGCUUGAAGAGCAAAGCACAGCAACUUACUGUGCUGUUAUCACUGAGAGUGGAGAACUGAGUCUUGGAUUGGGAGACAUGGACAUUCAUCAGCAGAUCACAGAGCAAUAUGUGUCACAGUUUGAGAAGCAGCUUUCAUCAGCCACUCUUGUGUGUCUCGACGGAAACAUUCCCCUCUCCACCAUCGACUAUGUUUGCUCUAUUGCAAAAAAACACAACAUAAAUGUUUGGUAUGAGCCAACGGAUUCAGAAAAGGCUUGUAAGCCUUUCCUGUCAGACGCCUGGAAGUCUCUGUCCUAUUCAUCUCCAAACCUGGCAGAGUUGUGCACCAUGAACAAAACACUGGGUAUCCCAACACCUGAAGUGCUGCCGAGCUCUCUGGAGGAGGUGCUGAGUCUUGCUGUGGCUCUCUCACGCCCCCUACUGGAGCAUCUCCACUGCCUGGUGGUGACUCUGGGGGCUAGUGGAGUGCUGGUGUGCGGAGAGUAUGAUGCAGGCUCGGUCAACCUGCAGCCAAGAAAACAGAAGAGGAGGAGGCAGCUUUGUGCUGUCCACUACCCAGCACUGACUGUGACAGCAGAGGAGACAAUGAAUGUGUCUGGAGCAGGAGAUAGUCUGGCAGGUGCUUUAAUGGCUGGGAUUCUCCAGCGGCGAGACACAGACAGCUGUGUUCGGAUGGGGCUCCUGGCUGCACGGUUGUCCCUGGCGUCACCGCACCCCAUCGCCCCCACACUCACCUUAGACUCUGUGGAUCCCAACAAAGUCCAGACUCACUGGCCCGAACCCAGCUUCAUGUGGAUAGCCUAAACAUAUUUUCAAAUAAUUUUGAAGCAUUGGUUCUAUUAUGCAUUGGCUUGUUUACUUUAUCAUUUUUUUGUGAUUGGAUUCUUGAAAAAAACAGCAUGUAAAAAAGUGAGUGAGUAAAUGAA